CUCAGUUAUGAAGCAGAGUCAUACACCUGAGGUCAGCUCUUUUGUCUUUCAUUCAUCCACUGCUCAAAUAUCCAUCAUUUGAAAACAAAGGAGACAAUAAAAGACAAAACCCAGGUGAUGUAAGUGUGAAACACGUGCAGGCAGGCAGUAAAAGGCUCAGUGUUGCACAACAAGCUCCUCUUAACGCAGCCGAAGCCCUUCCUCGACAGCAGUGUUUGUGUCAUCACAGAACAGAAAGGAUAACUUGUCUAAAAAUGGCCAAACACAGCAUCAGCCUUGUGGUUGCCAUCGUGCUGUCACUGAUUGUCUUCAUCAUCACCAUGGUGUUCACUGCGUUGGCCGGUCCGGGAAUAGAUCCCUUUUUGGAGACCACCAAAAACAUCUCAGAUGCGUUUGUGACUGAGAUCACUCCGGAUGGAUGGACGUUCAUCAUUUGGUCCAUCAUUUACAUCUUCCUGGCUUUAAUCAUGGUCUACGUCAUCGCUGGCAUCUUUAGGAAGAAUGCAUACGGUCUGGUGUACUGCAGCCCGGCCAUUCUGCCUCAUGGAUUCUUCGUGACUUGGUGUUUGAAUCUGACCCUAAACAUUUCAUGGUUGUUCCUGUGGGACAGAAAGUUGAUGGUUGGUGCGCUUGUUUUCCAUCUCAUCGCCCUCACCAACUACCUCAUGAUAUUCUUCUCCUGCCACGGUCUCAACAACUACGGAGCGUGGCUUGCAAAGUACCACAAAGUAGACCUGUGGCUUCACCGUGUGGUGGUUCAGAACGGUAUCGCCGUAUACGCAACAUGGACCACCAUCGCCUCCCUGGUGAACCUGGCCAUCGUGCUGAAUGAAGAUGCUAACAUGUCCACGACGGACGCCGCACCGUCUCACUCUCUGUGCUCACUGUGGUGCUGUUAGUGUGGACUGUCCUUGAAAACACCAUCCUGGACAAACAUGUCAGGUACAUCCUCAUCAUCUACCCCGCUGUGAUCUGGGCGCUGACCGGAGUGUUCACCAAAAACUACAACUCUGCAGAGCCUUCACGUAACAACACCUUCAUAGUGGUGCUGCUGGCUCUGGCCUGCACCGUGUGUGCAGCACGGAUAGGUCUGGUCGUCUGGAGACACAUCAAGAAGCCGCUUUAUGAGGACAUCAAUCCAGAGAGCAUGACUCCUUUGGAGAUCGCCGACAAGCAGAAAAAGAUAUUCAAAUAAGAGACUAUACUCCUGAUAAACCUGUCUGUCAGUAUUGUUUCUGUAUGAUCUGUAUAUAUUGUGAUCUAUGACUGCUUUGCACUGCUGCCACACAAUGAAGCCUCUUAGAAUAAGCACGUGAUAUAAUACUGAAGUCUAAUUCAACUUAAUGUAUUCCUCAUCUUUCCUAUAGGCCUGUCGUUCAUAUCAAAAAGGGUUUCAUGUUUAUUUUUGU
Messenger RNA from Eleginops maclovinus (Patagonian blennie), 1409 nucleotides. RefSeq lists its product as uncharacterized. The record is from RefSeq and is a predicted model, not a curated record. Lineage: Eukaryota; Metazoa; Chordata; Actinopteri; Perciformes; Eleginopidae.